Messenger RNA from Labrus mixtus (cuckoo wrasse), 4439 nucleotides. RefSeq names its product transmembrane protein 161A (gene tmem161a). The record is from RefSeq and is a predicted model, not a curated record. The transcript has 12 exons. Bases 73 to 1563 code for a protein of 496 amino acids. NCBI's taxonomy places the organism in Eukaryota, Metazoa, Chordata, Actinopteri, Labriformes, Labridae.
UAAAGACUUCCCCUGCAUGUGAAGAGGGUCCAUCAACUUCUCUGGUUCUAGCCACAGCUUUUUCGGGAAGACAUGGCGCUGAUGGGGAUUCAGCUGGUGGUCAGCUUGCUGGCUGCCAGCAUUAUGCAGAGGAUGGCUCCGCACUGCUCAUUUGCACGCUGGCUCAUCUGUAAUGGCAGUUUGUUCCGGUUCAAGCAUCCAUCAGAAGGAGAGCUGUGUGCCCUUGCGGGGAAACAGAUGCCAAAACAGACCAAGAGAGACAGGAGACAAAAUGGAGAGAACAAGCCUCUGACUGUGCCUAAAGACAUCGACCUUCACUUGGAGAAAGCUCCUGUCAACACGCUGGAUGCUCUUGUGCUGCGUUUUUUCUUGGAGUACCAGUGGCUGAUAGAUUUUGCAGUUUAUGCCAUGGGUGUCUUCCUGUUCACUGAGUGUUACUACAAUGUGGUUGAUGCCAGAAAAGAGGUCAAUAUCGGAGCCAUCUGGUGCGUCCUGACAGUGCUGUUUGGUCUAAAGACUCUUCACACUCUGAUGAGACACUACUUCCGCUCUGAAGAGGGGGGCGAGCGCUCUGUGUGCCUUGCCUUUGGUUUUCUGACUCUGCUCGUGGCCAUGCUGGUGCUUGUGGUCAGGGAGGAGUACCUCGAGUUCGGCCUGGAGUCUGGCUUUUCCAGCCUCUUUGACAACUUGGAAACGUUUGCCAAACAGCAGGGCUACGCUCAGUGGUCAAUCCCAGUGACCAAGCUGACCAUGAAGCUCGGUCUGGCCGCUGUCUGUGCUUACAUCGGUUCUAUCCUGGCCUUCCCCGGCCUGCGACUGGCUCAGACUCAUCUAGAUGCUGUACAGAUGAACUCAGACCGCCCACUCAUCCAGUUUCUGCUGCACAUAAGUUUCAUGUCUCCGGUCAUUGUGUUGAUUCUCUGGGUGAAACCCAUGGCAAGAGACUUUCUGGCCAGUGCACCUUUGGGGAAGACCUCCAUCACAAUAGUUUCCAGUGAAGCAUUCGACAGCGUGCGCCUGUGGAUCAUCGUGGUGUUGUGUGUGCUUCGACUAGCAAUGACUCGUUACCACCUUCAGGCCUACCUGAACCUGGCUCAGAAGUGGGUGGAGCAGAUGAAGAAGGAGGCGGGACGUAUUGCUGCAAUUGACAUUCAGAGGAAGGUCACGCGCAUCUUUUGCUUCUUGACUGUAGUUACUCUCCAGUAUUUGGUUCCUAUUCUUCUCAUCCUCUUCUCCACGCUUUCACUCAAGGCAUUAGGGGACUUCUCCUGGAGCCCUGGUGCAGAGGAAACUCCUGGAGUGACACCAGCACUGGUGAUGCCCACAGCAGCACCUGUGCUGCCCGGUGGUCUCGACGAAGACGAAGAGGGGGUGGACGAUAUGGAAGAAGACAUCCAGGCUACAGUGGCGCACCUGACAGAGGCCUUCUCAGCGCUGCGGGCCGUCCUCACUCCGCUUUUCUUAAGAGGUUUCUUUGCAUUCCUCACGUGGUGGGUGGCUGCCUGCCAGGUUAUCAGCUCUCUGUUUGGCAUCUACUUCCACCAGUACCUUAUGCAGAACUAACUGAUAACAAGAACACAGUGCCAUACUGUUCGACCUGCAAUGCAAUUCAAGCCCUCAGCUGUUGUUAAGCUGUUUCAAAGGACUUUACAUUAAUACACACAUCUACAGACAGAAUGCACCGUGGCUGUAAUAGAAGAUCUGAUCAAGGUUGGUUGAGAGUGAGAUAGAUGACUGACACUGUCGGUUGCAAUAUUGGUUACAUCCUUCCCUUAUGACUUUCAAUGGCCAGCAGGAUCAGUCUCCCAGAUGUACAGAGAACACUGGAGUCUAUAGAAGAACAAGUUCAACUUAGUCUGGGUUUCCUCACUUCUCUGCAUGGAAUACUGGUGAUUCUCGUCAUCAAACAUCUGGUUACCAGCUGGUUCAGUUAUCUGUUGCUUUAUUGAUCCAGCUUCUGGUGUGCAGAGAUCAAAGUCAAAUUCAACAUUACUGUAUACAGUUGCAAUUGGAUUCAUCUUUAAAAUAAUUUUCAAACAUUUCUAGUAUGCUGUUUAAUAUUGCUAACCGUGUAAGAAUAAGGUUGUCUUAAUAUGUUUGGCAUUUCAGCCGGUCGGGCAGUGUAAAAAAAGUGACUUUUUAAAAAUUAUUUUGACGCCUUUGUAUUUGUUAACAAACCAUUGUGAGUGAUACACUCACAGCAAAAAUGAAGUCAAAACAUAUAUAGAGGUGAUCAGCUUCAAUUAGCUAAUGGAAAGUGUUCAUUCAGUAGUUGACUCCCCUCCCUGAAGGUCACCAUGGUGGUCUACCAGAUUCACAAGUGGUCCAGCUUUUGAUAGAGGAAAACAAGUUCAGCCCAAAGAAUGUCAGCUAGCCAAAUAUUCUUGCUUUGUACAGUCCUGCUGUAGUCAACUCCUGCCUACUCAGCAAAACAUUUUCCUGCAUCUCUUCAGACGUAUCAAUACCAGUGGUACCUGAAUUCUUAAUAGAACAUUGUUCAAUGCUGCAUAUGUGUACGAUAGUUAAAUGGUAACAGGGUAAGUAUUAGUACUUAAUCCCUGUCAGGAUAAGUUGUUAGUUUUGUGAGGGACUUUUUGUCCCCCUUAAGGAACCGAUUCAAGAGUGCUAAACUUUUUAUUUUACUUUGUUUUUUUCUGCUGUUUAUUGCAUUUAUGUAGUUAAGUUGAAACCGUCCUUAUGAAUCAGUUGAAAAUGAACCGUGUUUGUGUAUCAGUCAAGAACUGAUGAGAUGUUGCUUAUUUUGUUGUUUUUCCUGUAGAAUUCCUAAGUGCCUGGGAGCUCAGGGAUUUUGAGUCGAUUUGAAAUCUCCUUUCUCUCUGAUAAAUCAUAUUUUGACUGAACAGAAACAUUGAUAGAUCAAAUUUAGACUCUUAACUGUUUUUUUUUCCCAUUUAUUUUUAAUUUUCAAACACGACUCACUCGCAUCAUCUUUAGCAGCAGUGAAUUAAACUUUUUAUUUUUACUUUUUUGUUGUUUUUAUAGCUAAUCAGUCAAGUAAGAUUAAAGGAGCAAUAUGUAACUCUGACACGUAGCGUUUAAAAUGGGUACUACAGUCCAAAUUGAAUAACACUGGAGCGAGCUCCCCCCGCCCCCUCUUACCCCAAAUGUCCACAUACUCUGUGCACAAAGCAGUCGGUCACCGCCAUGCACAACGCUGUUAAUUUCCACUCUAGUCGAUAAUUGUGUUUCCACAUCGAGUCCGUCUCCGGAGCUCCGUCACCAGCGCGACUACGCUCUGCUCCGUUACAAAUAAGCUCUGAGUCUAUUUUCGACGGUGUACCCCACAGGCACGCGCCAAGCUCGACCAAAUAGAACAACCUGGACAGAAAGUCAAACAAGGAAACGCACUGAGCGUCCUGUCAACUUCAAAUUAAAACACUACACAGACAAACAAUCUUAUUUUCCAUCACUUUGUCAACAGAGUCAAAACAGGCACCAAACGAACAACAAAGCAACCUCAGAAAGACAGAGUAACAUGUUGUUUGCACGUUUUUCUCUAUAUUCUCAUGUUAUCUUGUAGUUCUCCUGUGAUGUGUGUGAUCUGCUCAUGGCUGCAAUCAUGUUCCAGAAACAGGGCAGGGCAAAACCGUGGCGCUGGCAGACCGCGGCAUGUGGUGUGGAAAUUCGUUGCUAGAGACGAUGUGCACGCAGGUUGCCAUGUUGCAGACACAGAAGCUUCAGUGUUUAGCCAGCUCUGCAUCGGUCUUUAAACCUUUUUGCCUUCUGACCUCUCAUAGUAUUAACCACUUUUCUGCUCAUGGAGCUUAUUUGAAAAAUGCAGAGUUUUUUUAUAUCGGUAAGAAGCAGAUAUAUAUGAAACAGUUUGCUUGCCCACUUUCAAUGCUGCAAAACCAGUUUGUGUGCUGUGACAACUUGUUUUAGAUCAGGCAAACCAGGGGUGUGCAAAAUGACCGUCUGGGGGUUACAUGAAACCGGCAACCUGCUCUGGUCAAAAUGAAUACAGACUAAUCUGGACCAGAAUCUAAUCUUAGAAGGAGGACAUACUGGCUGCUGCAUUGUUGUCAGAGAAGCCAGCACUUCAACAUAGCAUGUUUCCUUAUUGCCUGAAGGUACAGUGAGGUCAUGUUUGAUCAUUUAAUUCAGUAGAUAUUUUACACAUUGCUCCUUUAAUCCAAGCCCACUUAGAAUAAUUGUGUGCAUCAGUGGGUUUUAUUUAUUUAUUUAUGAUACAUUGGGUUGAAUAGAGAUGAUACUGAUGCUGCAACUCUUUACAUUGUUAUGCUCUGUUUGUUGUUUUUGUGUGUGUGUGAUAUUUUAGAUAGUAUAUUUGAAUGAAAUGCUCUGAAAUCAUUAUACUGUGAAGUACAUAUCGAAACAUUGCUUUUUGAGAUUUCCUGAAUGCAUGGUGUGUAAAGUUUUCCGUGUGUGUGUGUGUCUCAAUAAAACAUUACUUUUCA